Acinonyx jubatus (cheetah) is the source of this 3243-nucleotide messenger RNA. It is a transcript of the gene ERLIN1, whose product is annotated as ER lipid raft associated 1. NCBI's taxonomy places the organism in Eukaryota, Metazoa, Chordata, Mammalia, Carnivora, Felidae. Gene Ontology annotation, cellular component: endoplasmic reticulum membrane; endoplasmic reticulum. Gene Ontology annotation, molecular function: ubiquitin protein ligase binding; cholesterol binding. Gene Ontology annotation, biological process: SREBP signaling pathway. The transcript has 12 exons. Bases 157 to 1203 code for a protein of 348 amino acids. The record is from RefSeq and is a predicted model, not a curated record.
CCUAGUGGCGCUGGGAGAGCUACGUCGGCGUGCGUGGCUGCGCAGCCGCAGUGCCGGGCGAGUGGGCGGGGCCGGCUGUUGGCGGCGGUUGGCGCGGCCCGAGAGGCGGCUGCACGUGCAGGCGGGGGCGAUGCGUCACUGAUCGGAGGAACAAGGAUGAAUAUGACUCAAGCUCGGGUUCUGGUGGCCGCAGUGGUGGGUCUGGUGGUUGUCCUUCUCUACGCCUCCAUCCACAAGAUCGAGGAAGGACACUUGGCUGUGUACUACAGGGGAGGAGCUUUACUAACUAGCCCCAGUGGACCAGGCUAUCAUAUCAUGUUGCCUUUCAUUACUACGUUCAGAUCUGUGCAGACAACACUACAAACUGAUGAAGUUAAAAAUGUGCCUUGCGGAACAAGUGGUGGGGUCAUGAUCUAUAUUGACCGAAUAGAAGUGGUUAAUAUGUUGGCCCCCUGUGCAGUGUUUGAUAUCGUGAGGAACUACACUGCAGAUUAUGACAAGACCUUAAUCUUCAAUAAAAUCCACCAUGAACUGAACCAGUUUUGCAGUGCCCAUACACUUCAAGAAGUUUACAUUGAAUUAUUUGAUCAAAUAGAUGAAAAUCUGAAGCAAGCUCUGCAGAAAGAUUUGAACAUCAUGGCUCCAGGCCUCACCAUACAGGCUGUGCGUGUUACAAAACCCAAAAUCCCAGAAGCCAUAAGAAGAAAUUUUGAGUUAAUGGAGGCUGAAAAGACAAAACUUCUUAUAGCUGCACAGAAACAAAAGGUUGUGGAGAAAGAAGCUGAGACAGAGAGGAAAAAGGCUGUUAUAGAAGCAGAGAAGAUUGCACAAGUGGCAAAAAUUCGGUUUCAGCAGAAGGUGAUGGAGAAAGAAACUGAAAAGCGCAUUUCUGAAAUUGAAGAUGCCGCAUUCCUGGCCCGAGAGAAGGCGAAGGCAGAUGCUGAGUAUUACGCUGCACACAAAUAUGCCACCUCAAACAAGCACAAAUUGACCCCGGAAUAUCUGGAGCUCAAAAGGUACCAGGCCAUUGCUUCUAACAGUAAGAUCUACUUUGGCAGCAACAUCCCUAGCAUGUUCAUGGACUCCUCUUGUGCUUCAAAAUAUUCAGAUGUUAGGACUGGAAGAAAAAGCUCUCUCCUCUCUAAGGAGGCUCUUGAACCCUCUGGAGAGAGCCCCAUCCAAAACAAGGAGAGCACAGGUUGAUGCAAGAGGUGGAAAUGUACUCCCAUAUCAAGAUGUGGCCCAAGGGGUUAAGUGGGAACAAUGGUUAUAUGACUCUUCAGAUUCACAGAGAACCUGUGCUCUGUCUGUUCUGCCUCUCCUGUGAUAGCCCUGGCUUAUCAACUGAUUGCAGGGUAGAACCAACUGUCUGGCACCCAAAUGUCUUCAGCCACAGUUUAUCAAGUAUCCUGUGUGUGUUCCCUUCUGAACUGGUACUCAUAAAUCUGGGAAAGUCUGAUGCUAAGAUACUGCCUGCACUGGAAUGUUAGACAUCAAUUAUAUAACAAGCUGUGUUUUUCUAAGCUGAGAUCUAUUGAAUAAUGUUUACAUUGGUCCCCGGGGAAAUGUGUGCUUGGCCAUUCGAGACAUAAGAGGCCAGAGAAGAUGUCAGGAUGCGGUAAGUGUAAAGACGACCAAUCACGCCUGGGGCCCAGGCUUUCUUUGGGGUCCAGUCCCAGCAUUCAUCCGUGUGAUUAGCAUCUAGUCCACUGAAGUUCUCCAGGAAAUGAUCUUCCACUUGAGCAAUGAUUUACUUGAUAUUAUUUGCACCUUUUUUUCCCUAUAGUUGAGUUGGUGGCCUGCUGAGAUAUGUACCUUGCCACCCAGCUAGGGAUUCCUAAUCACUAGUUAUUACUGCAUUAGUAGGCUCAGAGAGCUUGGUUUGAAGUUCUGGGUAAGAUGAAACCUUUGCUUUGAACCACAGCUCUGGGGCCCCCGCUUCCUCUCCAUUGGAUGAUGACUGUCUGCAUCACUGCCCCAGGCCAUUUGUAACUAAGGUGCCUGACUUUUAGCCACUCCUUCCUUAUGUGUCACUUCUCAGCUCUGGCUGGCCAAGAGCGGGACAGGGCUUUAACCGGAAAUAGCAGCAUACAGUUCCCAGCUGUUCACUGCACAGUAUUGUAUCAUAACUGCAGGAAGUUUUUAUUUGUAAAACUGGAUUUGGGGUACAUUUAUUUGCCCCAGUACCUCUACCUGAAGGCCGAAUCCUAGGGCUGCCAUGGUUACUAGCACACUGAUUCUCCUCAAUAUUGUUCUUCUGGAGCCUACAUAGUAUGGGACAGAGUAACUUAGAAAGCAUCUUUGGUCAUCUUUGUCUCCUUUUUUCCUGGCUCUGAGAUUCUGAAAUCAAAGUUGUUCUCUGGCUCUCACCCUCCCUAGGAAGUCAGGAUUCCACUGACUUCCUGGGCAGCCAGGGGAUUUAAUCUCCCUUGAGAGGAUGACAGAGUGAGUUACGAGUUUGCCUGUGGCUGUGGGAGACCUAUUUCAUCUGGGCCUUUUCCCCUUCAGAUUAGCUUUCCUGAAACAGUGUGCCCCAUAGUUAGGCCUGAGUUUGUAGCUUGUUAAGACACCUUUCAUGAAUACUGUGUUCAAGCCAGACAGAAAAGUCAUGGGACCACUUCCAGAAACCUUUUUGCUGUCAGUCCUGUCAGUCUCAUGACAGCUUGUGGGUUGUGCCAAACACUUUCUGUGGGGAAGGAAUCCCAGAUUUGAGUGGGGCUUUUCCCUGGGCCUUAUACUAGAGAGGCAUUUGUAAUAUGGAGAGAAUCCUUUUUUCACUUUUGCUUAUUAUAUACACUCUCUUUAUGUUCUCUAGCUCUCCUUCAAAGAACCUUUGAAAUAGAAGAAUAAACUCUUCACCUGUCAUGUAUUGUUGCUGCAGAUAGGUAAUGAUUAUUGUGGGAAAUUUGGGUCAUUGACCUUUGUGCUUUCAUUCCUAGAGAUGUUUCCUAUUCCCAUAAGCUAAAAGCCAUUGCCCCGAAGUGUUGGAUGUGGGUUUUCUUACAACCCCCCCCGAUGGCAGAGUUGAGGAACAGGGAACUAGCUUUGUGAAGUUGUAAAGAAACUACUUCCACUUAAACUCUCCCUGGAGUGUGCUUCCCAGCGCUCGCUCAGGCUCUAAGUCUAUCCCUCCUGCAGGGAUGUUCCUUUUGGCAAAUACACACUGUAAUCUUGAAGUCUAAAUUUAUAUGUGAAAUGCUACCUUUUUUAAAAAAGAAACUAAAUAAAAUUAUUUUACUAUCA